This is a messenger RNA of Spinacia oleracea (spinach), 852 nucleotides long. RefSeq lists its product as uncharacterized. The record is from RefSeq and is a predicted model, not a curated record. The transcript has 5 exons. The coding region runs from base 82 to 837 and encodes 251 amino acids. Lineage: Eukaryota; Viridiplantae; Streptophyta; Magnoliopsida; Caryophyllales; Amaranthaceae.
GUUUCCAUUUUUAGUCUGACAUUUCACUCUUUGAUUUGUUUUUCUUUUACUUGAUUCCAGGAUUCCUUUACUAAUGAAAAUAUGGAGGCCUACAAGGAGCAUGUUUUGGACCAUAUGAAGGAGUUGUGGAGAAAAUGGAGGUCAGACUUGUUAAGGUAUAAAAUCAUUCAUAAGAAACUCACCUUAAAAGCUGCAUACAACGCUUCUCCACCUGAUGGGCUUAAUAAGAGUGAGUGGCAGUGGCUUAUUAAGGAGAUUUUUUCAAAGCGAGAAUUUAAGGAAAGAAGUGCCAGGAACUCUAAUAAUCGGGCUCAGUAUCUUAAAGAGUUAAUGCCUCGAACUGGGAGCAAGCCUUUUAGGCAAGUCAUUUGGGAUGAUUUGGGAGGAAAUAAUGGGAAGAAGCCGAGUUUGGUUGAUGUAUUCUACUCCACUCGAAAGAAAGGAACUCAACUUCCAAAUGCGGAGACAACGCAAAAAUAUGAAGAACUUCGGGAAACAAUGGCAAAGGAUCCAUCACUUUCUCAAGUCGAGGUAGUACAACAAGUUUUUAAAUCAAAAUCUCGAGAUCGGGUUGUAGGUUUUGGAGGAGGAAUAAAGCUUAAAGAUGUAAGGGGACCACAACCCAGUAGAGUAGAGCUUCAAACUAAAUUGAAUGCUGCCAACAAACAUAAUGAAGUUCUUGCAAAUCGCGUGGAGGAAGUACAAGCCGAGAACAAUGAAAUGAAGGAACGUGUUAGCUUGGUUGAGUCUAGAAUGAAAAUGUUUCAAGAUGCAUUGGUGUCGCAACUUAAUGUUACUAUUCCAACUUCACAAUCAGGAUCAGAAAUGCAAGAAUAGGUCGAAGCUGCUACA